Molecule: messenger RNA, 630 nt
Organism: Microdochium trichocladiopsis
Lineage: Eukaryota; Fungi; Ascomycota; Sordariomycetes; Xylariales; Microdochiaceae
Exons: 1
Coding region: 66-464 (132 amino acids)
Source: RefSeq, a predicted model, not a curated record
GGGGUAAUGUCAGCAGCGGCAAUUAUCAUGCCAUUGCUUGAGGCCGACCGACUUUAACAAGUGAAAUGAGAUACCCAGGACAAUCAAGAUUACCAGGCCCUGCGAACACGAAUGACGAUAACCUCGCCACUUGUUCUCGAAGCAUGUCAAAACUGGUGUUUGGCCAUGGGUGGGACCAAUCAUCCAUCACGACGCACUCUCUAUUUACAGCUCCUGAUCCCUGGCGACUGCCUGCACAUGAGAUUGUCCUGGACUCGGCGCACAGAUUCCAUGCAGGGGCUGCACGCGAAAUGAGCCUUCUCUGCCGUGUAACCCCCUUACGGGACUGCCCUACCGGAACCAACAGUCCUCCAAUGUGUUUUGCCUUGCGCAGCCCUCAUGCUGCUCCUGCUGGUGCUGGUGCUGGUGGUCUAGACAGAUUACUACGCGUGGUGCACGAAAUGGAGGGCGAGAGAGCACGCUAGCAGUUGCGCUCCGGGAGGGAGGCGUCAGCAACCAUAAGCGACUUGCGAGGCGAGCAUACGAGCGUAAAAUGGAAGAGGAAAAAAAAAAACUUGAGACACUCGUGGCUCGGGGACAAGGAUUGACGGUGUCCUCCGGAAGCGGUGCGAGACAGGCAUUCUUGUUGGC